UCAAUUCUGUAAGUUGCAUUGUAAUAAUACCAAUAAAGUAAUAAUUUUAUAUUUAAAUUAUUUGCAUUGGGUAUAAUUUACAAGUUGUAAUUUUAUUUAAUAAUCACUUAAUAGCACCUCUACAUUAUACAAAUUUAAUAAUACAUACAAAAAUGUCAAAAAUCGUUUCAGUUGGUUCAUGUAGCACUGAUUUGUUUUUUUAUACAUCAAAAUUGCCUAGCCCUGGACAGACCAUACACGGAACACAAUUUUCUAUAGAUUUUGGUGGUAAAGGAGCAAAUCAAUGUAUCGCUGCUCAGAAACUUGGAGCUAAUACUGUAUUUGUUGGCUGUGUUGGGUCUGAUGUUUUUGGUAAAGAUAUAUUAAAUAAUUUUAAACAAUGUGGUGUUAACACUCAAUAUAUUAUAACAAAAAAAUCUAUUGAAACAGGAGUAGCUCAAAUUAAUGUAACUGAUAAUGGAGAAAACUAUAUAAUCAUUGUGGUUGGAGCUAAUGGUACAUUAGGAAAAGAAGAUGUGGAUAAAGCAUUUAAUUUAUUAGUGAAUGAAUCUAGUGCUGUUCUUUUUCAGUUUGAAACCCCAAUAGAAACAACUGAGUAUUUGCUAAAAAAACUUUCAGUGGCAAACAGUAAAUGUCUUAAAAUUGUAAAUGGUGCCCCAGCUAUCUCAAGUUCUCAUGAAAAUAUACUUCUAUUGGCUGAUAUAUUUUGUGUUAAUGAAUCUGAAGCAGAAGUUUAUACUAAUAAUGUAAUAAAAAUUAAUAGUAUUGAAACAGCAAAUCAGGUUUUAUCAUUAAUUUUAAAACAAGGGUGUAAACUUGUAAUUAUUACGUUAGGACCUCUAGGUGCUAUAUUUGCAUCUAAAGAUGAACCAGAGUCUCAAUGGGUUAAAGUACCAAAAAUUGAGAAUCCUGUUGAUACCACAGGUGCUGGUGAUGCCUUUUUAGGAGCAUUGGCUUAUUUUAUUGUUCAUAAGCCAAAUUUGACUUUAUAUGAACAAAUUAGAAGAUCAUGUGUUGUAGCUACAAAGACGGUACAGUCCAAAGGAACUCAAAAAAGUUUUCCUUUAAGAAAUGAUUUACCUGAAGAAAUUUUUAAUUAAAAUAUACUAUAUGUAUACAGUAUGUACAGUACAUGAAAUUGAUAAUCAUUAUUUAUUAAAUUAUCUGUUAAUUAAAAUGUAACUAGUAUACCCAUUGCGAAAAUUUAAAAUAUAUCAAUACAUAAACACAUUUUAACAAAUCAAUAAAUUUGUAUUAUAUCGAAAAUUGAAAGACGUAUCGAAAUGACAGAGAGUGUUUAUUAAAAUAUAUGUUCCGCAGCAUUAGGAUAGACUAUGUAUGAGAGGAUGCGAUUAUUACAUAAAAUCAUUUUACAGUUCUUCCUUCCAAACAAUAUUAGCUAAUAUAAGGAAUAAUAUUAGUAUUGUUUGUGAGUUGUUUGUUGUUAUAUCAUUGGGUAAAAGCCAAUGAGAAUGCAGUAUUUGGAAAAAAUUGAAAGUUGAAUGUGUAAACAUAACUUUCCUCAAACUCAACGAAUUUAAGCAGUUUAUUAGCUUUAAAGAAAGAACUUGAUCCAUUGAGUGAUCUUAGACUUGUGUCAACAGCCUACAUUGAUUAGAAUUCUAGUUAUAGAGAUUUGAAUGAAGAAAAAUAUUGAAAAAAUUAAAUGUAAAGAUUGGUCUUGCAUAAAUUUUCUCAAACUCAACAAAUUUAAGCAAUUAAUAGUUUAAAAGAAAGAGCUUAAUCCACUGAGUGUUCUGAGAGUGAAUUAUCAAGAUCCAUUUAUUAGAAGAGGAGCUAUGAGAAUUUGAAUGUUGCUUAAGUGAAUAUGUUCCAUAAGAAAUGUAAAGUGGGAGUUGAGUAAAUUUCAAUGAUUACUGACAUAUCUAUAUCUAAAUAACUCUCAUUUAAAAAAAAAAAAAAUAAGAAAAACAGCCGGAUAGAACAGCCAGACUGA
Messenger RNA from Sipha flava (yellow sugarcane aphid), 1957 nucleotides. Its product is annotated as ribokinase-like. The record is from RefSeq and is a predicted model, not a curated record. The transcript is spliced from 6 exons. Gene Ontology annotation, molecular function: ribokinase activity. Bases 153 to 1100 code for a protein of 315 amino acids. Gene Ontology annotation, biological process: D-ribose metabolic process. NCBI's taxonomy places the organism in Eukaryota, Metazoa, Arthropoda, Insecta, Hemiptera, Aphididae.